This is a messenger RNA of Diaporthe batatas, 3495 nucleotides long. RefSeq lists its product as uncharacterized. Gene Ontology annotation, molecular function: chitinase activity. Bases 272 to 3046 code for a protein of 924 amino acids. Gene Ontology annotation, biological process: carbohydrate metabolic process. The transcript has 3 exons. Gene Ontology annotation, cellular component: extracellular region. The record is from RefSeq and is a predicted model, not a curated record. NCBI's taxonomy places the organism in Eukaryota, Fungi, Ascomycota, Sordariomycetes, Diaporthales, Diaporthaceae.
CCUGACGCUGCGCCGCAGUCACCAUCGUGCGGUGCUCACACUCUAGGAGGAUGUGCACCCCGUUCUGCUUUGGGCAAAAUGAGUAAAGCCAUAUGUAGGUACGCACACCAACGCCUUGCGUUGCUGCGGCCUCUCUCCUUUGCUCUCUCUCUCUCGCCCUUCCGCCUCAUCGUCUUGUCAAGAUCCCCGACGACGGCGAGCUCUCUCAGCCAGCAAAGGUUUCUUUGCGUCCUUUCGUUGAUCACAGCGGCCACACACUCUUUUCCGGCUUAUGCCACUACACUCAUUCCAUAUUUACCAUAAUAACAAACCCCUAAUACAAAUAAUGUAUCCCCGUGUGUCCCUUGUUGUGGCUGCCCUUGCGGCCCCCGUGCUGGCGACCUCCGGCAGCGUGAAUGUCUACUGGGGUCAGCAGGGCAAUGGAGAACUGGCCACAGCUUGUCAGGACCCGUCCAUUGACUACAUCACCUUGGGAUUCGUCAACAUCUCACCGGAGAAUGGAGGUCCCACUGAGUAUCCCGGUACAAACUUCGGGGCACACUGUUGGGCAGACAAGUACAGCACUGACGGACAUACAUCCCAGCUGCUCAGCACAUGCCCGUCUCUUACCCCGGGCAUCGCAGUCUGUCAAGGCCUUGGGAAGAAGGUUCUCCUCUCGAUUGGCGGUGUCUACAGUGCCUACAGCAACUACACAGUGUCCACCCCCAUCAAUGGAGUUGAGUUUGCCGAGUUCGUCUGGGGCGCCUUUGGGCCUUGGACGGAGGCUUGGGCUGGGAAGCCUAGGCCUUUCGAUGAUGGCGACCAGCACAAUGCCGUGGAUGGUUUCGACUUUGACCUUGAGUCUUCGUCUGCCGGUGAUGAAGGUUAUGCAGCCAUGAUCAAUGCCUUGAGGGGGCUGAUCACUGUGUCUGGACGAGACGACAUUAUCACGGCCGCUCCGCAGUGCCCGCUCGACGAGUGGCAAACCAUGACAUACCUGCUUGAGAACGUCCAGUUUGAUCGGCUGUGGAUUCAGUUCUACAACAACCCCCAAUGCAGUCUCCUACAGGCUGAUGGCUCCCCGAACCCGGGUUUCAACUACGCUGCUUGGGAGGAAUAUCUCUCCAAGACCCCAAGCAAGGAUGCCAAGCUUCACAUUGGCCUCCCAGGCAGUGCAGAUGCUGCAGGCAGUGGUUACGUGGACGCCUCUGUUGCCAGUACUUAUCUCUGCAAAUACGGGGGCUAUCCAAUGUUUGGCGGUGUCAUGGUUUGGGACCAGUGGUUCGCGGCCCAGAACACAAUUGACGGUGCUUCAUACAACCAAGUACUGUACGAGUCCAUGAAGUGCGGUUGCAAGGAGUGCCCAAUCCCCACCAGCACGAUCUCGACGACAACCGCUGAAAGCACAAGCUUGUCCACAGCUCCACCGGUCACAAUCACAUCGUCGACCUCCGCACCACCCACUUCCACGCCGACAUGUACCGGAGUUGCUGGCUGGGAUAAGGAUGGCACCAACAUCGGCUUUUAUGCCGACGCAGCUUCUGCAACCUACAGCGGCUGCCUCGCGCUCUGUGACGCCAACGAAGACUGUCUCAGCUUCGGUGUCCUCUCUGCUCCUGCAUGCGCUCUCUACAGCUACACAGUCGAAGGUAAUAUCGUGGUGGACGCGGGCUCUGGCAACUUUUUCUUCGACAAGGGCGGCGUCUGCCCGCAGCCUACCAGCAGCAGCACAGCCGUUACCUCCGCCUCAGAAACAGUUUCCCUGUCCAGCACGAGCGUCUCUACCGGGUCCUCUACGGCCUCAACUGACUCGGCCUCUACCAUCUCGUAUACUUCGGAGACUAGCACAUACUCUGCCACGACUUUGACAACCUCUAGUGCCGAGAGCGCCUCUACGUCAGAAGCUACAACCGCAGAGGUUCCUCCUACGACAUCCGAGACAGAGGGUGUUAGUAUCAGCUCUACUACGGGCUGGAGCAACAUCACAUGGACCACUGCAAGCACCUCAGAGUCUCAGACGGCCCCCACAACGGUCAUCACCACCAGCAGCUUUCAUCUGUCAACUCGACCCCACACGUCAUGGUCUAACUCUACCUGGACAUCUCACGGCCCGAGCUCCACAGAGCAAGGGACCACCGAGUUGUCCACUACGCCUGUCACGUCGACGUCGGUGGCAACUGAGCCCACCAGCCCAGGCAGUGGUGGGCACACAACAGAGACAUUCUACUCGACGACUGUUGUAACAGUGACUUCCUGCGCCCCGACUGUGACGAAUUGCCCUGGUACACCACAUGUGACAACCUCCGUAAUUCCAAUUACCUCAACAAUUGUCCCUCUGCCCAGUCCGGGGGAUGAUGAGACCGUCACCGCCACAGUCGUUCCAAUCACUUCCACAUCGGCUCGCCCCGGUCCCGGCGGCGAACAGCUGACCACGAGCACAAUUUACAGCACCACGGUCUACACCGUCACGUCUUGUGCGCCUGCUGUGACCGACUGCCCUGGCAGGCUCGGGUCUGUGACCACGCAAAUCAUUGCCAUCUCGACAACCGUCUGCCCCGUCACGGAAGGUGGUCACACCGGUCCCACCCCACCCGCGGAGAAUGGUGGCGGCGGCGCCGGUUCAACCCCCUCCGAGACCAAGCCUGCCGGCUCCGGUCCCAGUCCGUCCGCCCCAGCCGGAGGUGAAGGCGAAGCCUCAAACCCCAGCCCUUCCAGCCCGGCUGGGGGCGAGGGAUCCCAUGUCAGCCCGUCGGAGGGGCCCGAGGAGGGAGCAACUACCACCACUGUCCAGACACAAAUGCACAGCACAAUUACCCUGCCCGUCGUGUCGGUUCCGACUGCAGGGAAUGAAGGCUAUGCCCCGCCGCCGGUGAACAACGCCGGACCGGGACCCAGUCACGUGUUCGGUAACAGCACGGUGACCAAGACCUUUAGCCUCGCAACGGUCAAGCCAACCGGGGCCGGUGUCCCCGCGCCUCAGAACACGGUGGUGACUGCCGGCGCUGCACGGGGUAUUGUUGGGGCUGGCAUGACGAUGGUUGUUGGUGUGAUGGCUUUCAUGCUGUAAUGAGGAGUACUAGGUACGUUUGAUAGGGUUUUAGGACUUUUGUACGCAUAACAUACCUGUAUUUGGGUUGUGUUUUGCAUUUGUUGUCCCGUUCCUUUUGGGUGUGCAAUAAUAUGAGUAUUAUACAGACUAUUAGGCAACUCGUACUUGUGCCGGCUAAUGCAGAAUCUCUUGUCCAAACUAGGGGCAAAAGUCCAUCCAAGGACCUAUGACUUAUUUUGCAUUCAGGUGAUAUCUGUGCUAUUCUUCUAAUCGAAUAUUGUUUCGCUUAGCAUGAUAUUCUCUGCCCUCGAAAGCCCUUAUCCUGAACUUCAAGUUGUUUUACAACAAUUCCCAAGCACAAAACUUGAAGUAUAUAAUUCAUCUGUUCAGGAAGGCAAGCACAGUUACUUGCAGUCCCCAACGGUAUUUGUGGUCCCGCUGCUGAUCACGCAGUAAUUGAACUGGGG